CUGUUCAAAAGGCUUCUGGAACAUUCUCUUGCUGACUGAUACGCAAGUGCAUUGUCACUUUAAUGGGCGGGACUUAGAGAAGGAAGAGAAGCAGGUGUGCAGAGCAGACAAAGAGCCCGAACUGAAAUCGCUGCAAAGUUAAAGUUAUCUUCUUCUCUGCUCACGUUUGCAUGCAGAUUAAGACAACCAAUGAUGUAUAUAGUUGUGCGUGCACAGAAAGUAAGUGUAUUUGGUUUUGUUGAUGUAAAUGUCUCCUUAUUUUAGAUCGCGGGUGAAAUGCGCCAUAGCGCCAUAACGCAAUAGCGUCUAAUGGCCGAUUUUGGAGUUGUAACUUAUAAUAGUUGAUAAUUAGACUUGUUUUCAUAUGCAGUAUACCUAAUGCAUGUAAUGUUAACACUUUACAUGUAAAAUGUAAUCGUUUCGUCGAGUUAUUUACUACAUAUACAUGUGAAUUAUUAUUUCAUUGGAAAAUGUGCCUCAGCCACGUUUAGUGAUCUAUUGGCGCCCUCUUGCGGACAGUUAGGGAACAACUGCUCUAAAUGUUUCCAUUCAUAUGGUGCGGUUACUGUAAUUUGUAUUCAUGUUUUAUAAUUAUAAGUAUUGUUAUUUGAUGUUCUAAUUGUUAUUUAUAUAAUUACUUAUGUGAGAUUAUUUUUGUAUUGUUUCAGAAAACCACAACUUAUCAUCAGUAAAUGUUCAACUGAGAAA
Messenger RNA from Danio rerio (zebrafish), 708 nucleotides. RefSeq names its product zgc:112234. The record is from RefSeq and is marked predicted. Lineage: Eukaryota; Metazoa; Chordata; Actinopteri; Cypriniformes; Danionidae.